Trypanosoma cruzi is the source of this 348-nucleotide messenger RNA. Its product is annotated as small nuclear ribonucleoprotein Sm-E, putative. The record is from RefSeq and is a predicted model, not a curated record. Gene Ontology annotation, biological process: mRNA splicing, via spliceosome; spliceosomal snRNP assembly. Gene Ontology annotation, cellular component: U4/U6 x U5 tri-snRNP complex; U4 snRNP; precatalytic spliceosome. NCBI's taxonomy places the organism in Eukaryota, Euglenozoa, Kinetoplastea, Trypanosomatida, Trypanosomatidae. The transcript has a single exon. Gene Ontology annotation, molecular function: RNA binding. Bases 1 to 348 code for a protein of 115 amino acids.
AUGUUUUUUUUUUUUUUUCUUUUUCUUUUGUCCCCCGCAGCAAGUCAAAAACACACACAGACAGGAAACGGUUGCGAGGGCGCGACGAUGAGCGCGACGACGAAGCAGAUGGUCAAGCCGACCAGCAUUGUGCACCGGUACAUGACGGAGGGACAACGCGUCUGCGUGUGGCUUGUGCACGAUACAAAAAUGAAGAUUGAGGGCGUUAUUUUGGGCUACGAUGAGUUUAUGAACGUGGUGCUUGGUGAUGCCUCGGAGGUGCACCAUAAGACAAAGGAGGUGGUGCACGUGGGGAAAAUUCUUCUUCGCAGCGAUAACAUUGGCGUUAUUCAUCCCAUAGGCGUAUAG